This is a messenger RNA of Leguminivora glycinivorella, 3042 nucleotides long. RefSeq lists its product as uncharacterized. Bases 202 to 3042 code for a protein of 946 amino acids. The record is from RefSeq and is a predicted model, not a curated record. NCBI's taxonomy places the organism in Eukaryota, Metazoa, Arthropoda, Insecta, Lepidoptera, Tortricidae. The transcript is spliced from 3 exons.
CCGACUUCUAGAACAAAGGGAGGAUAACCCGCCCUGCGCCCGCGCCGGCCUGCCAUCGCCUGCGCCGAGUUGACCUAGUUCUAUUGUCCUGGUUAUCAGCCGGUGAGACGUACAGCUGUUUCGUAUAAGGAAAACGUACAUAAAGGUAUUUAUUGCACUUUUAUUGAACGGCUUGACCUAUAUUUGUAAUUAGUAUACAAUAUGACUGACACAGAAUUGAAGGCAAAGAGAGCAUCGAUUAAGGGUCGAUUAACUACGUUUAGAAAUUAUAUAGAUGAGUUUAAGAAAUUAAAGCAGGUUUCUAAGGCAAAUUUAAAUGAAAUUAAAUUAAGAUUACGGAAAGCGGACUUGUUGUUUGAGGAAUACGAUAAGAUCCAGACUAACAUUGAAGUGAGUGAAUCCAAGGUUAAGCAGGACGGACCACCGACCAGCGAGCCAGAUUUUAGUGAGCGUGAAAAUACAGAAAAGUUAUUCUUUUGUGCAAUUAGUCAGGCGCAGGAAUUGAUCGCGGCUAAUGAGCCUCGCUCCUCGCUGGACGGGGGCCCGGACGACGACGCGCGUUCGUCCCGGAGCGGAGCGGACGCGGGCGGCGUGCGACUGCCUACUAUACGUCUUCCUAGCUUUGAUGGUUCUACCACGAAAUGGUUAGAGUUUCGCGAUGUGUAUAUAUCAAUUGUACACAACAAUGAUAAUCUCAGUGAUAUUUGUAAGUUUCAAUAUUUAAAAGCAUCCUUAUUAGGAAACGCAGCGUCUGUUAUCCAAUCGUUAGAGAUAUCGGCGGCGAAUUAUACCGCGGCUUGGAAAUUAGUAUGCGAUAGGUUUGAUAACAAGCGCCAGCUUAUUCAUACUCACCUUAAGUCACUUUUUAAUGUGUCUUUGUCAGGAAGGGAGACUGAUAAGUCGUUGCGGUUUCUAAUUGAUCAUGUUUCGAAACAUUUGAGGGCUUUAAAUAGUUUAGGUGAAAAAACAGAUAACUGGGAUACACUUAUAAUAUUUAUGUUUGCAAGUAAAUUAGAUACUGCUACUUGUACGAAGUGGGAGGAAUAUAGGAAUAGCUUAACGGAGAAUCCUACUUUGGACAAUUUUUAUGAGUUUUUACGUCAGAGGGCCGAUGUGUUGGAAAUGAUUUCGGCGACUACUGCUAGCGAGAAAACAGAUAAUAAGCAGAUUAAUUAUAAGCGAAUGGAUAAGGCGCAGAAAUCAUUUGUUGCCGCGGCAAGCGAUUCUAACACAUCGACCAAUUCUAAUAUAAGUAAUACGCGAGUUUGUCGCGUAUGUAAUGGGGAUCAUUUAAUUUAUAACUGUGAAAAAUUAAAUCAAAUGUCAGUCGAUGAGCGAAAUGCAUUGAUAAAAACUUUGAAGGUGUGCAUUAAUUGUUUCCGUGGCGGGCAUUUUGCACAUCAGUGUAAGGCAAGUCCAUGUGUUAUUUGCAAGCGUAGACACAAUACCCUUUUGCACAAGACUAUGACGUCAGAUAAACAGAAGGACGGAGGUGAGAAGGAGUUUGUGUCUGCGCCCGUAGCGUUAACAGUCUGCAGUGAUACUGAGGUAUUGUUGUCGACUGCAAUUGUUUUAGUUAAAAAUGAAAAGACAAAUACAAUGCAUGAGGCUCGUUGUUUUCUCGACUGUGGUGCUCAAUCUAAUUUUAUCUCACAGGCGCUGGCGGAGAAGUUAGGCUUGCAGGGUGAGGAUGUAGAUGCCAACAUUACAGCUAUUAAGGAAAUAUCCUUUGAUGUUCAAAAGCAUUGCAAAUUUGCCAUUCAAGCGCGUAACAGUAAAAAACCUUGUGCGCGUGUUGAUGCCUACAUUCUCUCUCGGAUAAUGAAACCUUUGCCAGCAGAAGAAGUAGAUAUUUCUAACAUUGAGAUUCCUCAGAAUAUCACACUAGCAGACCCAGGCUGGUACAAACCUGCUGAAAUAGAUAUAUUAGUCGGCGGUGCGAUAUUUUGGGAUUUAAUCACCAAUGGCAAGAUUAAACUUGGACCUAAUAAACCCCUAUUGAAAAAUUCUGUAUUUGGAUGGUUAGUAGUAGGACAGACGAUGCUAAAUAAUAAUAGUACCACGACGAAAACGAAAACUGAGCAUUGUGGUUUCAGUAGAGAAAUACGCAAUCAACUAAGUAAGUUUUGGGAGUUGGAAGAGGUCCCAACUGUACCAGUGUUGUCCCCAGAAGAGGAGGCGUGCGAAGAACACUUCAAGCAAAACACACGACGCUUAGCUGAUGGCAGAUUUUGCGUCACGCUGCCCUUGAAAGAUCAACCAGAUGUUCUAGGUGACUCAUAUAGAUUAGCAAGAAAACGGUUUGAUUCUUUAGAGCAACGAUUUAGAAGGCAGACUGAUGUAAAAUCACAGUAUGUAGAUUUUAUCAACGAAUAUGCUCAGUUGAAUCAUUUGUCAGAGAGCAAGAAGCCUGAAAAAGCCAACUUUUUGCCCCACCACCCAAUUUUAAAGGAGCAAAGUGAAUCUACAAAGUGUAGAGUCGUUUUUGACGCGUCAGCUCGCACUGAUUCAGGCUACUCACUCAAUGACAUUCUCAUGGUUGGUGCCACGGUACAAGACGACAUUUUCUCUAUUCUAAUAAGAUUUCGUCAGCACGUUUUCAUAUUCACAGGAGACAUAGAGAAAAUGUAUCGUCAAGUUAUCGUGGAACCUUCGCAGAGACAUCUUCAAAUGAUAUUAUGGCGUGAAAAUGAAGGCGAGCGCAUGAAGUAUCUAGCCCUGAAUACUUUGACGUAUGGCACGUCAAGCGCGCCGUUCUUAAGCACGAGAUGUUUAGCCCAACUGGGAUAUGAAUGUAGUGAUCCUUUGAUAAAGCAACAACGUACCCGAUGGCAGCAGCGGCACUCCGACAUUAAGCCCGGUCAAAUGGUCCUUAUAAAAGACGAGGCCACAUCACCACUGAAAUGGCCAUUGGGACGAAUACAGGCAGUGUAUCCUGGUAGUGAUGGAGCAAGCAGAGUCGCAGACAUACUCACCGCGAAGGGCACGAUUCGACGAGCCAUUAACAGGAUAUGCCCCUUCCUUGAUGAAGACCAAGCUUAA